Drosophila nasuta is the source of this 3827-nucleotide messenger RNA. It is a transcript of the gene RecQ5, whose product is annotated as RecQ5 helicase. Lineage: Eukaryota; Metazoa; Arthropoda; Insecta; Diptera; Drosophilidae. The transcript is spliced from 5 exons. Bases 130 to 3558 code for a protein of 1142 amino acids. Gene Ontology annotation, biological process: regulation of DNA-templated transcription; double-strand break repair via homologous recombination. The record is from RefSeq and is a predicted model, not a curated record. Gene Ontology annotation, molecular function: nucleic acid binding; four-way junction helicase activity; ATP binding. Gene Ontology annotation, cellular component: cytoplasm; nucleus; chromosome.
UCUACCAUCGCUAUAGCAGCUGUUUUUGGCGGCAUUCUUUACUCGAGAAAAAUACGCAACAUUUUUACUACAACUUUUUGUACGAUGUGUUAUUGUUAAGUUUAAUCAGUGUCAAGUGUCAAUCACGCAAUGACGGAUAAAAGUUCUAUAGUUGAGGCGCUAGGAAAACAUUUUGGCCACAAGUGCUUCAAAUCACAGCUGCAGGAGCAGGCCAUAAAAUGCGCCGUAAAAAAAAAACAGGAUGUGUAUGUGUCCAUGCCUACAGGAUCGGGCAAAUCGUUGUGCUUCCAAUUGCCCGGCCUAAUGUGCGAAAAUCAAUUAACAAUUGUUUUCUCGCCACUUUUGGCGUUGAUCAAAGAUCAGAUCGAUCAUUUGUCCAAGAUCAAGGUGCAGGCGGAUUCACUUAAUUCCAAGAUGAGCAGCAAGGAACGUGAACGCGUCAUCAUGGAUCUGCGUGCUAUCAAGACCAACAUCAAAUUCCUCUACAUCACACCCGAGCAGGCGGCCACAAAGUUCUUUCAGGAGCUCCUCCAUUCGCUCUACAAGCACAAGAAGCUAGCGUACUUUGCUGUCGAUGAGGCGCAUUGCGUCUCUCAAUGGGGUCAUGACUUUCGACCCGACUAUCUAAAGCUAGGUGAGCUGCGGUCCAAGUACCCGGAUGUCGUUUGGCUGGCGUUGACAGCCACUGCAUCCAAGGAGGUGCGCGAGGACAUCUACAAACAGCUUCAUCUGCGCCAGCCUGUGGCGCAAUUCUGCACCCCCAGCUUCCGCUCGAAUCUGUACUACGACAUUGUGUAUAAGAACUCCAUUGAGGAUGACUUCCAGCACUUGGCAGAGUUUGCCCAGCAUUGUUUGGGCAAUGCCGAGGAGUUCAAAUCGCUGCCUAAACCACAACGUGGCUGUGGCAUCAUCUACUGUCGCACUCGAGAGCAGGUGGAGCGCGUAGCUGUGGGCGUGUCCAAACAAGGCGUGGCAGCGGUCGCCUAUCAUGCUGGGCUGAAGACAGCUGAACGAACUGAAGUCCAGGAGGCUUGGAUGCGUGGGGAGAAGCCCAUAAUUUGUGCCACCAACAGCUUUGGCAUGGGCGUAGACAAGGCCAGCGUACGCUUCGUCAUCCAUUGGGAUGUGCCCCAGAAUGUGGCCGCCUAUUAUCAGGAAUCUGGUCGCGCUGGACGCGAUGGCCUGCCUUCGUUCUGCCGUCUCUACUAUGGACGGGAGGAUGUGCGCUCCAUACGCUUUCUGCUGCAGAAUGAUGCUCAGCGUGCUCGUGGACGUGGAGAUCGGGAGCUGCUCACGGAACGUGCUCUGAAGCAGUUCGAGCGCAUUGUGGAUUUCUGCGAGCAGACGCGUUGUCGCCACAAGCUGUUUGCUGAUUACUUUGGUGACCCGGCGCCUGCUUGCACAGCUCAGUGCGAUGUGUGCAAGCGACCUAAGCAGGCGCAGAAGGCGCUGGAGAUGUUUCAGCGUUUGUGCAUGGAUGCCACCUUUAAGUCGGAGGUGUCGCUGCAGGAUUGUGCGGACUUAUAUGAAGGAGGACGCGCAGGCACCAAGCGUGCUGCCCAAGAGUACGCCAGCGACGAUUCGGAUAGCCGUGGGGAAAGUCACGCCUCGCAAUCGAAACGUGCCAAAAAAGAUGCCGAGGACUUUAUACGCCAGCAGUUUAAGCUGCGCAAACAAAUCAGCGCUGCUCGACAGCUGGAGCAGGAGACAAGUACACAGAUUUCGCGAGUGCGUCAGGCUCAAUCCACAGAAACCAAAAUCGCUGGAUUGCAUCAAACGCAACGCGAAAAGUAUCUAGAUGCGAUGAUCGAUGCACUCAAAGCGAAUGUGAAGAAGUGCGAGAAGAUACCUGAUCAGCAGCCACGCAGCUCGCUGAGACACAAUGACUACGAAGCCAUGGGCGUGGAUAUGGAGUACGAGGUGUUCCAGAAGCAGCGCGUGGUCAACAUGUACAGACAUGCAAUGGCCAAGCAGCUGGCUAUCAUCAAACAACAAACUGCCAAGGAGACGCUAAUGCCGCUGAUACUCGACUAUGUGCCACGACCGGAGACGAGUGCAAAAGGCGCUUGGACGGGAGGCAGCGUGGCUUAUUUUGAGCGCAAACUCAAGGAGCUGGAGGAGCAGAAACCGCAGUCCUUGAAAGAGCCACCAAAAGCGUUGCGUGAACGCAAGGGUUUUAAGCAGGAGCAGAGCAAACAAACCUCAAUUGCCAGUUUCUUUACCAAAGUGAAACAAGAGAUUAAAGAGGAUCCGGAAGAUGAGACUACUGGCCAACUGCUGCCAGUGAAAACAGAACCAACAGAGACAACAGAAAAUGAGCCAGUGAAUGUCAAAACAGAACCAAGUGAAGAAGAACCAGAACUCACUGAAGAGGAGCAGAUGGAAAAGGAAUUCGAACUAGAGAAGGAGGCACAGCUGGAGCAGGAAGCGCAGUUGGAGAGGGAGGUCCAAGAACAUGAAGCGCAACUUCAGCAGGAAGCUGAACUGGAAAAGGAGGCGCAAAUGGAGCUCGAGUUUGGCGAAAGAAAAUACAGACUAAUGUCAAAUGGCGACGGCAGUUACGAUACGCAUCGCAAGACACGUGUUUCGCAUUUGGAGCCGGAGACACAAAAGCAGCCAGCAAAGUCCACAACCAGCAAAUUGAUGUUUGCCAAAGAAGACCCAAUGGAGGUCGAUGAAGAGCACAGCAUUGAUGCCAUUGGUUUCACAACAGCGCGUCAAAUGUUGGAGCAAAAGGAAAAGAAACUUUCUGGCCUAAUGAAUGGAACACAAGAGGGUGACGAAGAUAAAGUGGAUAGAACACUUUCAGGUGGCUUUAUGACAGCUCGACAGAUGCUAGAGAAAAAGAGGUUAAGGGAGGAAAAAUCGGAAGAAAAGAGAGUAAAAGAGGACAAAUCGGAGCACAGCAAAGAGCAUAGUAAACACAAAUCUUCUUCAGAACACAGGGGAGAAAAAUCAAGGUCAGAAGACAACAAAGACAAGUCUUCAAGAGAUCGCAGCAAUGAAAAGUCUUCAAGGGAACACACUAAAGAUAAGCCUUUAUCUGAACACAGUAAAGAAAAAUCUUCUAGUGAACACAACAAAGAAAAAUCACAGUCGGAGCACCGCAGAGAAAAGUCACAAUCUGACCACAGAAAGGAGAAGAGUCCACCAGAGCACAGCAAAGAGAAACCACCUCGAGAACACAACAAAGAAAUUUCUGUAGCCGAACAUAACAAAGACAAAACUUCAAGAGAUCACAACACGGAAAGGUCUUCAAGAGAUCAGAAUAAAGAGAAGUCUUCGCGGGAACACGGCAAGGACAAGUCGAAUGCCAAUCAGCAAAAGAACGAUGUGAGUAAAUCUGUGGUGCAGUGGCUCAAUCCCUAUUACAAGCGCAAAAUAGCAACCAAAGAGUUGUUCAAGGCGCUCGCUAAGCUGAUUACACAACGCAUUUGCGACGGCAGUCUGGGCAAUGGCGAUGCUUGCAAAAACUAUAUUAAGGAUACGUUUCAUAGCCUGAAAAUGAUUGAGACCGAUCAGGACAUUGAGAAACAUUUUACCAUUGCCAUUAAAUGAUUGGAAAAUCUCUUUUAGAGUUGGACAAUAACUCGAAAAUGUUAUUAACUAUUAAGUACAUAUUUUUUUUGUUGCUCUUUGUAAAUAUUGUUUUUGAACUUGUGAGUUAAGUGUGCGUUUUUUCUUCGCUCUGUCGAAAACGUUGGAGCAACCUUUAAAUUAUAAUGAUCGUUUUAAGAUCAAGUUAAACAUUUACAGUUUCUGAUUGUAGUGAGAUAGAGAUACAAUAGUUACAAUGUGACUAAACAACAAACACGAAAUAUUUGUAA